AUGCAGACGGAACCUCAUCACACCAACGGAGGAGCAUCACCUCUACCUCCCCCUUCGCCAACCCUGACAACUUCCUUCCGACAUCAACCAGGACCCAACACAGCGGACCCACCCUCUUCCUCUUCAAUAAGACAUCGUACACCGUACACCCAUCCUGACAACAAUGACGACGCUGCACCAAGUGGAGCUGUGAGGAUAAGUAUACAAACUCCUUUUGGUGAUUUGGGUGGAACUCGAUCGAGAAGAAAGGAAGGGUGGCCAUUAUCCCUUACCAAGACUAUAUCGUCCAUCAAAGAUGAUUUGAUACAUGGAAGACUUGAAGGUGCUGGUACAUGGGAGAAGGAUGGUAUGAGAGUGGUCUAUCAUGGUAGAAUCGUUAGGGAUAAUGAGACCUUGCAAGAUAUCAUUGGCAAGAUCGACCCAGAACACGUUUAUGUAUUACAUCUAGUAGCUAGACGAAUACCCGUCACACCCCUCCCUACAUCUGGUAUUAUGCAUCAAAACCUAUCCGAAUUCCCUUUACCUCCUCAGCAGACUAUCAAUCAUGUCAAUUCUGCAAUCCCCUCAACACCAUUUUUGUCUCCCUCGUUACCCUCAGCCACCAAUACCAACUCUUUAGCUCUGGGAGAUACGAUACAUUACCUCUUAUUCACCUCACGACAUCACCUGUUCAACCUUUUAGGCAUAUCGCCGUUGAAAUGGGAUGAGACGAUUCCUCGUCCUACCAUGACCCAAGAAAAAGCAAGGGAAGCUAUCAUAUGCGUAGUAAGGGUCUUCGCGGCCUCGAGAGAAAGUAGAGAAGAAGGAUGGGAAAAUUGGCAGAUUGCCUUUGAGGGUGAUACGGGGGACGAUAUGAAGAAUAUAUGGGAACAACGAAAGAGGGUGGGGGUGGAAAGAGACAUUAGAGCUUUGUGGGCCACAGCAACUGGUAGAACAAUGAGUGAGGGUGGAGACAAGGUACAAGUUGAGGUUGACGGGACGAUAUAUACCUUGCAAUUACCGGCAUUGUCCCAACUCACCGGUUCUCAGCUUGUUCACCUUUUGACUUAUCUCCGAAUCACGACGCUAUUACCACUCAUUGAACCGAUAUAUGACCAAUCUCUUCUACCUCCUCCGACACCUACUCAACCUCAAAUCCAACAUACUCCUACAUUACCUGGUCGAACCCAAGGUUCAGGUCAAGGUCAACAUCCGAAUAGACGAGUGAUUUAUCGACGAACAUUCAAUAUUCGGAUCCCAUUUAUACCCCUUUCCGUCCUUCCUCACCUAUUCUGGUCAGCAUUGAAGAUGACAGCGAUGGUAUGGAUGAUGACGAGGGGAAUGAAAUGGAACGACAAUCGAUUUUGGGUUAUUGUGGGCUUAGCGAGCGGUUGGUGGAUUAUAGAUGCUUUGAGUAAUAUUGGAAGAGUAACGAGGGAAAUCAGAGCUAGGAAUAGGGAACGACAAGCUCAAGCUGGAAACGAAAACCAAAAUCAACAGGAACAAGAUCAAGCUCAACCUCAAGCUCAAGCUCAGGGACAAAAUGCAACCGGUCCUGCGAUAAAUGUUCCAGGUCACGGUCAGAAUCCCCCUGCCAACGUCAAUAUCAAUGUUAAUGGUGCAAAUCGACAACCCAAUCUAGCUAGGAUCAGUAGAUCGACCGUUACAUCUUGGAUAGCUCGAUUCCACUUAUCCACAGAUUCCAGACAACUUCGCUUACCACCUUCGAACCUAAAUGGUGAUGGACAGAAUCCGUUAUUACCUGAACCUCGAUCUAGACCAUCGAGAAUCCAGACUCAGUUGAUCUUACCUAUUUUAUUAUGGUUCAUCACGCUUGUACCUGAGUGGGAGAGCUUGAGGGGUAGAGCCAUAAGGAGGAGAGAAAGAGGUAUGAGGGUUGUGGUUGGCGAGAACCAGCGUCAAGCUCAAGCUCAGGCUGCUCAACAAGACCAGCCAGAGGGUGAGGGUGUAGAUGAAGAAGAAAGAAGAAGACGGGAUAUACUUGCCAACCUCCCCACUGGACUUAGUAUCCCAGCUAGGAAAUAUUAUUUGAGGGUGUUGGAGCGAGGGGAAGGGAUCGAUUGGGAGGAAGAGAGAGAGGCUCAAAGGGCUUUAGGUGUGGGUGAAGAGGAUGGGAAUGGGGAUGGGGACGAUGAAGGGAUGAGAAUGAGGAUGUUAUGA
Kwoniella mangroviensis CBS 8507 is the source of this 2160-nucleotide messenger RNA. RefSeq lists its product as uncharacterized. Bases 1 to 2160 code for a protein of 719 amino acids. The transcript is spliced from 3 exons. NCBI's taxonomy places the organism in Eukaryota, Fungi, Basidiomycota, Tremellomycetes, Tremellales, Cryptococcaceae. Gene Ontology annotation, molecular function: protein binding. The record is from RefSeq and is a predicted model, not a curated record.